Molecule: messenger RNA, 5046 nt
Organism: Oncorhynchus masou masou (cherry salmon)
Lineage: Eukaryota; Metazoa; Chordata; Actinopteri; Salmoniformes; Salmonidae
Gene: add1
Product: adducin 1 (alpha)
Exons: 17
Coding region: 150-2882 (910 amino acids)
Biological process (GO): positive regulation of establishment of endothelial barrier; positive regulation of adherens junction organization; barbed-end actin filament capping
Cellular component (GO): postsynaptic density; plasma membrane; adherens junction
Molecular function (GO): actin filament binding
Source: RefSeq, a predicted model, not a curated record
UCGCAGGAACUACAAGCAGAAGCAGACCUCUUUCAAAGCAGCAGGGUAGCGGAUAAAAAAUACUGAAAAUAGUACGCUCGCUUUCUACGAGAAGGUGCUGUCUUUUCAAUCAUAUUUCAACUAAACGAGGGAGCCAACAGGACCCGGUGAUGAACGGUGACUCAGGUUCCGGGGUGGUGACUGCACCCCCUCCCACCACCGCCCCCCACAAGGAGCGCUACUUUGACCGAGUGGACGAGAGCAGCCCGGAGUAUCAGAGGGAGAGGAACAUGGCGCCAGACCUCAGACAGGACUUCAACAUGAUGGAGCAGAGGAAGAGGGUCUCCAUGAUCCUGCAGAGCCCGGCGUUUUGUGAUGAGCUGGAUACGAUGAUUCAGGACCAGCUGAAGAGGGGAAAGACUCCCACCAGCCUGUUGGCUCUGCAGCAGAUAGCGGACUUCAUGACCACCAGUAUCCCCACCAUGUACCCUGCAGCACCCCAGGGAGGCAUGGCUGCACUGAACAUGAGUCUGGGCAUGGUAACCCCAGUGAAUGACCUGCGUGGAUCUGACUCGAUCUCCUAUGAGAAGGGAGAGAAGCUGCUCCGCUGUAAGCUAGCCGCCUUCUACCGCCUGACAGACCUCUUCGGCUGGUCCCAGCUCAUCUACAACCACUUAACCGUACGGGUGAAUUCAGAUCAGGAGAGGUUCCUGAUUGUCCCUUUUGGGCUUCUGUACAGUGAAGUCUCCGCCUCCAGUCUGGUUAAGAUUAAUAUACAAGGGGAGAUAGUGGACCGAGGGAGCACCAACCUGGGGGUCAACCAGGCUGGCUUCACUCUCCACUCAGCCAUCUACGCAGCUCGGCCAGACAUCAAGUGCAUCGUACACGUUCACACACCGGCUGGAGCUGCAGUGUCGGCCAUGAAGUGUGGCCUGCUGCCCAUCUCUCCAGAGGCCCUGACACUGGGGGAGGUGGCCUACCAUGACUACCACGGCAUCCUCAUAGACGAGGAGGAGAACGUCCUCAUACAGAAGAACCUGGGCCCAACCAGCAAGGUCCUGAUCCUGAGAAACCAUGGCCUGGUGUCUGUUGGGGAGACUGUGGAGGAAGCCUUCUACUAUAUCCACAACCUGGUCACUGCAUGUGAGAUCCAGGUGCGCACCCUAGCCAGUGCUGGAGGGCCUGAUAACCUGGUGAUGCUGGACCCUGCUAAGUAUAAGGCUCGGCCGCGGUGCUCUGAGCAUGUCGAGGGCUCCACACACCCCAAGUGGCUGGUGGGGGAGCAGGAGUUUGAGGCUUACAUGAGGAUGCUGGAUAACCUGGGCUACAGGACGGGCUAUCCCUACAGGUGCCCUGCCCUGAGAGACAAAGCUAAAAAGUUCAGCAGCGACGUAGAGAUCGCUCCCUCAGCCACGGGCUACUCCUAUGCCGAGGAUAGUGACUCAGGCGCUCGCUCCCCUCUCAAACUCAGCUUUCAGAGGCAGCAGCGCGACAAGACCGGCUGGCUCAACUCGGGCCGGCCGGAAGAGGCCUACGAGGAAGGGCCCGACGGCGGCAGCCCCAAGUCGAAGACUAAGGUGUGGACGAACAUUACACACGAUCACGUCAAACCCUUGCUGCAGUCUCUCUCAUCCGGUGUCUGCGUGCCAAGCUGUAUUACCAACUGCUUGUGGACAAAUGAGGAAGGAAUGCGACAGGCUGCAGUGGCCAAUCAGUUUGUCCCGCUCAACACAAACCCCAAGGAGGUGCUGGAGAUGAGGAACAAGAUCAGAGAGCAGAACCUGAAGGACAUCACGACGGCAGGGCCGGAGUCCCAGGUGCUGUGUGCUGGAAGCAUGGUGGAUCGCUCCUUUAUCCAGGACGCCCCUCUGUCUGACUGUACGGACACUAUUGCCGACCUCGAUCUGUCAGAGGCCAAUAGCCCUGCUAAGUCUUUUAGAAAGGGGGAGCUAGUGACAGCGUCUAAGGCCAUCAUAGAGAAGGAGUACCAGCCACGUGUCAUCAUAAACAAGAAAGGCCCAAACCCCUUCAAUAAGCAGUAUGACCAGGAGCUGGAGGAUUACCGCAAAGAGGUGGAACUCAAACAGAAAGGACCCGAUGUACAGGGUGAAGAGUCCUUCCAGCUCUCUUCAGCUGGGCCUGGAGAGGGCCUGUCCCCCUCUACCUCACCACAGAAGCCCCCACUGCCGCCAAAGCCCCUCUGUAUCCCAGAACAGGGAGCUGGAGUUGGACUGGUCAUCCCUGGGGUCUCUGAGCCUACCCCCACAGCCUCCUCCAAGGCUGCCUCUCCCUCCUCCUCUCUCCCCAGCCGAGACAUUCUGACUGGGUCGGGGGGCAGUCAGGGGAGCCCAGGGACGUCCACGGGGUCGGGGACUGGGGGCUACGGGGAAGAGUCCCUCUCAGAGUCUCCUCACAAGGAGUUUCACUGUGCCGUGCUGAAGGCUCUCAGCACCACCAACACAGAGCUGCCUGCCCUCACUGAGGUUCCAGACUCCUCAGAUGCGUUACCAGAGCCUGAGGAAGAGGCAAAGGGUCAAAGUCCGACCCGCACACCACCCAGCACCCCUGUCAGAGCAGAGGAAGAUUCUCAGCUGGAGCACACCUAUAAGGAUGAGAGUGAUCAGGCUACACUGAGACAGACCCUCCCUGACCUGACCCCAGACGAUGAACCCUCUGACGCCCCAGUCCCCGCCCUCCCUGCCGAAGAUCCUGCCACUCCCGCUGCCACCGCCGUGGGAGAGGAGCCUGCUGAUGCUGCCGGCGACCAAGACUGCGAACAGGACGGCGAUGAAUCCCCCAGCAAAUCGCCUUCCAAGAAGAAGAAGAAGUUCCGCACUCCUUCCUUCCUCAAGAAAAACAAGAAGAAGACUGAAGAAAAGGAGGGAAAAUCAAAGGAACCCUAGACCAGACCUCUCCUCUCAAGCUUUGUAACCCUUCGCUUCCCCUUGGGCGAGCCACAACCUUUGACCCUACAUGCUUAGUAUUAUUUGUCUGGCUUUAUAACUCUGUUCACCUCCUAGUGUGUGCCAAUUUUAUAUUUAAAAAAAUAAAGGGUCAAUUGCUUAUGAAGUUUUAAAACCGGUCGCUCUGUGGUGAAUGACUGUGCGUCCGGUCUGGUUCAGUGCAGCUGCGUGUCUAUUUAGGCUACUUUAAGUGAGCAGUAGAUUUUUAUUUCCCUUUUUUUAUUUGUUUAAAACAAUGUGUUUUACUAAAACCUGAUUUAACCACUAGAAUGUAUUGGGAUUGUAUCUAAUUAUAUCAGUGUCUUUAAAAAAACAAAAAAACAAGGAGGGCAAAAGCAAAGAAACGCUUGAACUGUCAUUUAAUUAAACUGGUGGAAUCUGAUUCCAGAUUUAAAAACUACCAACUGCACGGUGCUAAUUUCUGAUGUCUAAUAUUAGCGUUAAAUCUGUUCACUCAAACAGCAUUGGGUACAAGAGCAGGUUUUCCUCUCUGCAGUAUAACUGGUGGGUGUAUAUGAAAGGGCCGGAUGGCCGUGGUAAAACACUACCGUUUAUACAGAUGCAUUGUGUGACUCAUGUCCCGCGACCCCGUAAGACCUCAAAUCAUGUUGAGAAUAUCAGUCACCACCUCUAUCAACCAGGGUUGGUGGUACCUGGUGAGACUGCUGGUAUCGCACCGGUCUACACAGGCUGUAUGGCCAUGUGGCGGGAAUGUGUAGGGACGAGGGCAGACGGUGUUGUUGUUGUAUAAUCCUGUAUCCUUGGCUUGCUUUAGCUCUCCCCUCCUUCCUCACCUAAUCACUCCAAUCACAGGAAAGACUAAUGGAACAUAAGAGGACAACAUAUGGCUACAGUUACAAGAGGGAACGCAGAUUUUCUAUGGUUAAUGAUAUAGUCAUCUUUUGUUAUUCUCAAUAACAAAAACAAAUUGAGUCAUUUUCACUUGCUGUGAGAGCACUGUGAACUGAAACACCUCAAUUACAAUAUAACACUGCCUGGAACUCACUGUUGUUUUACCAUUUGCUUUUAGAGAACCGUAGGCUUGCCUGGAUCCAAACAGAAGGUGAAACGAAACCAUUCCAUCUGGAUUCAGGCUAAUAGUGGGUAUAUGGAACGUAGGAAUAUCGUUGCUUUAAGGCACAUCUCACUGUUUUAACGCUGCAUGCAUAACCAGUGACCACACCUCAAUGGACUAUCCUGUGAAACCCCUCUGAAAUGAAAAGACUGUCUCAAGAAAACAUCUCGCUUUCAAGUUGCACUCAAGACCCUAUGGAGAUAGUAACCAAUCUAGUUGGUGAGAUCGUACAGCCUGGUCCCAGAUCUGUUUGUGCUGUCAUGCCAAACUGGGACGAUAGGAGUUGGCAAGGCGACACAAACAGUUCUGGGACCAGACUAGCGAUCUUACACCUUGUCUUUUUAAAAUGUUUGGCAAGCAGAUGGGCAUUAAUACUGGAUAAUGUCAUUCAUUAAUUCCACUUGUCUUGGUUUAGCUUGGGGCGUCAGGGUAGCCUAGUGGUUAGAGUGUUGGACUAGCAACCGGAAGGUUGGAAGUUCAAAUCCCCGAGCUGACAAGGUACAAAUCUGUCGUUCUGCCCCUGUUCCUAGGCCGUCAUUGAAAAUAAGAAUGUGUUCUUAACUAACUUGCCUGGUUAAAUAAAAGUAAAAUAAAAAGCUUGGUUUAGACCACUAUAAAAAUCUAGCCUUGUCCCAGAUCAGUUUGUGCAUUCUUGAGAAUGACCAAAGGAGUUAGCAAGGCUGCAAUAACUGCUCUAGGACAAGGCUAUUCUAAACCUGCUAUAUUACAUGAUGUAAUCUGAGAACAUUAGCCUGUUCCCUGAACCUGAAGGACUGCAUGGCAUGAAACUAAGGCUUUGAGCUUGUAUUGUAUGUCUCUCUCCAUUAUGACUGUAACUCACUAAUACUUUGCAAUUGUUGUGCAAUUUAUUUUAUUUUGUGGUCAAUUGUUUUAAACUCACAGCAAUGUAUUCUUUGAACUAUUUCCCAUACAAACGUGUCGUCAUCCCAUCUAUCGCUUCACCUCCAUUUUCUUCAUGGAACUGUUUUGUUUUUUAACCAUUAAUAAAAAUCCUUCCUUCAAAACCAA